Messenger RNA from Anopheles stephensi (Asian malaria mosquito), 808 nucleotides. RefSeq names its product TP53-regulated inhibitor of apoptosis 1-like. Bases 161 to 406 code for a protein of 81 amino acids. The record is from RefSeq and is a predicted model, not a curated record. The transcript is spliced from 2 exons. NCBI's taxonomy places the organism in Eukaryota, Metazoa, Arthropoda, Insecta, Diptera, Culicidae.
ACAACACACAUCGUUACCGCGGCUGGCCAGUACAAUCGGUGCUAUCGGAAAGGCGGGUUCCUGCAAGGCGAAGGAAAUCUCUUGCACUAGAGAUCCGCGGUGUGGUUCUCUUUUUCAUUUCCUUUCUGGAAAACUGCCCCAACCACUGUGAGAAAGCACGAUGAACAGCAUCGGGGAGAACUGUACGCAGCUCAAGAAGGAUUACGAUACCUGCUUCAACAAUUGGUUUUCGGAUCGAUUUCUGAAAGGCGACACGGACGAUUCGCUGUGCGCUCCACUGUUCAAAGUUUAUCAGCAGUGCGUGAAGGAAGCCAUGAAGCAGCACCAAAUCGAAUUUAAGGAAAUCGAAAACGAUUACCUCGGUACGAAGGACGAAGAAAAGAAGCCACCACCGAAGGACAGUUGAAGUGGUUCGGUUUCUCCACGUUCCGUUCAUGCUGAUGGGGAAGGUCCCGACAGACUGCUCUAGUCAAAUAAGCAAGCAAAAGUUCAACAUUUAGUUAAAGAUUAUCGUUUUACCCCUUGCGGAAGCCCGGCUCCACCCGGGUUACAGUGCAAUUAUUUACGCCUAAAGCUAAAACACCCGUGGUGAACGAGCCGGGGACGCAAAUAGUGUGCGCUCGGUCGGUGUGUAACGUGUUUCCUUGACAACCAUCAUCAUUCCUUGGAUUUAAUUAGCUUAAAAGGGAUGAAAGUCAACAAUCGGUACUGUUUUGCGUCCCACGUUGCGUCGUUUCACAUGAAAUAGUGUGUUUUCGUUGAAAAUAAAAAGCUCCUCGGUAUCAACGAUCGAUACUUAACGGGAAAA